Cavenderia fasciculata is the source of this 1263-nucleotide messenger RNA. RefSeq lists its product as uncharacterized. Gene Ontology annotation, molecular function: cysteine-type endopeptidase activity. Gene Ontology annotation, cellular component: lysosome. Lineage: Eukaryota; Evosea; Eumycetozoa; Acytosteliales; Cavenderiaceae. The transcript is spliced from 3 exons. The record is from RefSeq and is a predicted model, not a curated record. Bases 1 to 1263 code for a protein of 420 amino acids.
AUGAAGAUAAUAUCAACAACAACAACAACGAUCAUCAUUCUUUGUGUGAUUGUAUCAAGUUUUGUGGUAUCAAGUGAGUUGUUAUCGAUCACUGGUUUGUUGGGUGGAUUGCUUGGUGGUUCAUCCUCAUCAUCAUCCUCAUCAUCCUCUUCAUCAUCAUCUUCUUCUUCGUCAACAUCGUCAUCUACUGGUGGAUCAGGACCUAUUAUUGAUAUUGAUCUUGGACCAAUUAGUUUAGAGUUGUAUUUGGCAAUUGGUGAUCAAGCAAAUAGAAAUCUAUUCUUGGAUUGGACACAUAAAUACAACAAGACAUAUUCAAAUGCAGAAUAUCAAAAAAGAUACAAGUUGUUUGUUAGUAAUCUCGUGUUUAUCAACAGCUAUGCAACAUCAAACCCCAACAGUCAGAUGGUACUUGAAACCAAUGAGUUUGCAGAUCUAUCACUUCAAGAAUUCAUUGAUACAAGAUUGACUAAAUUCAACAUGUCUGAAAUCACUGAUGAAUUGUUCAACAAUAAUCAACCACAACCAACAGAUAAUCAAACAUCAUCUUCAUCUUCAUCAUCAUCAGCACCACCAAUGUCAUUGCAAAGUGCAACUUCAAGACAGAUUCUAUCAACAACAGAUCAAUCAAGAUUUGAUUGGAGGAAUUACGCGCAAGUAAGUUCAGUUAAAAAUCAAGGAUCAUGUGGUUCAUGUUAUGCGUUCUCUGCGAUUGGCGCAAUUGAAUCAUUGUACCUGCAAAGGGGUAGGUAUCUUGAUCUCUCUGAACAAGAAUUGGUUGAUUGCCUGGAUUAUUAUAAUCACGGAUGUAAUGGGGGUUGGAUGCACAACUCUUUUCAACAAAUCAAACUUAAUGGUGGAAUAUCAUUGGAAAGUCAAACCCCUUAUGUAGGGAAACAAUAUAAUAGUAUGCCAUACUGCAACAAUGAAUCCAAAUCGACCAAAAUCUCAUACUACACAAUGGUGACAAGGACUGAGGAAGGCCUGACACAGGCAAUACGACUCAAUCCUAUUUCAGCUGCAUUUGAUGCAACUUCAAGAGAGUUCCAAAUGUACGGUGGCGGAAUAUUUUAUUCUCCAAAUUGUAACAAACAGUCGCCAUCACAUGCAGUACUCGUUGUUGGUUUUGAACCAGAUGCUUGGUUGAUUAAAAAUUCUUGGGGUGUCGGGUGGGGAGACAAAGGCUAUUUCAAGAUUGCCAGGAAUAUCAAUGAUCAAUGUGGUCUAGCUAGUUAUGCAAGUUAUCCACAAUAUUUUAAUUGA